Messenger RNA from Mustela lutreola (European mink), 2951 nucleotides. RefSeq names its product NKG2-C type II integral membrane protein-like. The transcript has 6 exons. Lineage: Eukaryota; Metazoa; Chordata; Mammalia; Carnivora; Mustelidae. The record is from RefSeq and is a predicted model, not a curated record. Gene Ontology annotation, biological process: stimulatory C-type lectin receptor signaling pathway; positive regulation of natural killer cell mediated cytotoxicity. The coding region runs from base 2072 to 2515 and encodes 147 amino acids.
CACUCCUCUGCUGUCUCUCUCCUAGCCACCUCACUUAGUGGGAGAUACAGAUACUGGAUGGAUACAACUAAUACACAACAAAAUCACAGAGAACACUGGUUAACUCUAUUACAACAACUCAGGGUCACAGAUAGGAAGAAAUAUGAUAUAUGUCAGAGAAUAUCUUAAAAUAUUCAUAUUCUUGCCUGUGGAGAAGUAGUCAAAUGUAUACACACGCAGAUGAUAAGGGUUAAAAUCCAUAUAAUUUCACGUGAAAUCUCAUAAGCAUCAAUGCAUGACAAGGAAUGGUUAAUUUGGAUUUGUCAUCAACAUAGAAAUAAUUUCAUAUAUUACUUGAUAUUUAGCCCAGCCUUUAAAAAUACAUUCUUGAAAUAAAAUCGUGCAAUCAUGAAGGUCAAAUAUACUUCUUCAUAUACUUUCUUAAAUAAAACUAUUUAAUGUUUCUUAAUAUCAGGAGGAGGUAAAUUUCCUAAUUUACUAAUUAAGCUUACCUAUAAAUAAUGACAAGAUUCCAAAAAAUAUGAACAAAGCAUUGCAAAAGUUUUUACCACACUGAUGAAGACAGCCCUAUGAAUCAUUGUACAUAGUAUGAUAUGAAUCAGAAACAACAAUAUAGCAAUUGGGUUAAAAAUAGGAAUAAAAUAACUAACAUAUUAUUAAGAGUUUAUAAAAGCCUGCUUGAAUCCUAAGUGUUUUACAUGUAUUAGAACUUACAUAUUUUUAAUCUCAAUGAUAGAUUAGUAAAUUAGGUAGGUAGACAUGAAGUAACUUAAAAGAUCACACAUUGUAACUUUGAGAACCAGAAGGGAUUCUAGAGCUCACUGACUGCAGAGCUAAUUAUGUGAAUUAUUAGAUUACGUUUAUUUGAGUUAUAACAAUUGCUUGCACAAUAAAGCUACCUUCACUCCUUUGACAGCCAUAGAUUGUUUCUGAGUUCAUACCAUUCUUCCAUAAAUGAUCUCUACUUUUGUUUACCAUUUUAUACUUGCAUAUGUUGGCCAUUAUCAAUUACCCUUUUCUGGUGUCAAAUAAGGAUUUUUAGAAAUUUUUUCUGUUAUUGUCUGCUUUUGGUUUUCAGCAGUAUUGUUUAGGUUUUGGAUAAGGUUAGUGUGUCAUGUAGUAUUUUUCACCAUAUACAGUAUUUCUUUAAAAUUUAAUUUCCAGGAUUCUACAAUCAUUCAAAAUGUAAGGUGAUUUAAUAAGACCUCAUCCCCUUUUACUAAGUAUACAUAAGUCACCAAAUAGAAGUAAUUUACUGCAGGAAGUUCCUGUAUAUGCUAACACCACUGUUCCCCCAACUUCAGAACAAUCUUUAACCUUUCAUGGAUUUUAAAAAUUGUCAUAAAAAUUUGUCUUAUUAUUUCCUAAUAACAGCAUUUUAGUUUUAACCCUGUUAUUCCUACAGUGUGUCUAUGGAAUCUGACAUUAAGCUACUAAGAACAUCAUUCUUUAAAUGUUUCUUUUUUUUUUCCUUCUAUUUAUUUUCAGCAUAACAGUAUUCAUUAUUUUUGCACCACACCCAGUGCUCCAUGCAAUCCAUGCCCUCUAUAAUACCCACCACCUGGUUCCCCCAACCUCCCACCCCCCCGCCACUUCAAACCCCUCAGACUGUUUUUCAGAGUCCAUAGUCUCUCAUGGUUCACCUCAUGUUUCUUUAUUCUUCACUAAUUUGUUGCUUUUUGGGCCUCAAUCAAUAACAUUGCAUCAAACAUAAAAUACCACUUUAAGAAUCACUUAUUCUCUGAUGAAACACUUAUUUCAAGCUCUGAAGAAAUCAGAACCAGAAUUUUACAUCAUUCAGCUACAAAGGAGUGUUACCACUUACCUCACACUCCACCCAGUGUGACUCUAGCAGGGCUCUUGUCAUUACCUACACCGUUUGCUGACUAUAUAAGUCCAGUUUCCAUACAGCACAGGCCCUGAGAUCUCUCAGUGCUGAAAUGAAUAACCAGAGAGAAAACCUUCAGAACCAAAUCUGUUUAAGAACUCAAGAAGACAACUGUCGAAAGAGAAGCUCAUUGCUGGGGUUUUGGGACUCUCCUGCCUUGUUUUGACCUAUAUUGUAGCAAGAAUGAUAAGUUCUCUUUCCUGUAUUAGAACACCACAGCAGGACAAUUCGUACCCAGUUACAAGAAUCCAGAAAUCUGAUCCAUGUGGUCAUUGUCCAAAAGAGUGGAUUACAUAUUCCAAAAAUUGCUAUUACAUUAGCACUGUAAGAAAACCAUGGAAUGAGAGUCGGUUGUCCUGUGCUUCUAAGAACUCUACCCUGCUCUCCAUAGAGGAUGAAGAGGAAAUGUGUUUUUUUGGCUUCCUCAUUCAUUCUUCAUGGAUUAGUAGAAUUUCCCAGAAUAUCAAUAUUAAUCCAUCUCUGUGUCCAAAAGCCUCUGCCUUCUUUCCUAAACUGUCAUUAGUGUUUUCAGCAAGUGACAAGAAUUGUCCAUUUUUUGACUUUGACUCAAACAUGGGAUCUUUUGAAGACUGUUUAUAUCUAAAAAUAUAUGUUUGUAAGCAUUAGGCAUUUCAGUUACCUAAUUUUGGAAUAACGCUAUCUCACCAUCUAUAAAAAAAGAUAUUUCUCAUUUCUUCAAAAGGCAUGCAAUUUUCCCAGAUAUUUUUCAGAUACUCUUUUUAGAACAAUUUUAGUUCACAACAAAAUUGAGAAGAAGGUACAUAGCCAUCCUCCACCAUCCCUGCAUGCAAACAUGUGUGGCCUUGCCCGUUAUCAGCAUGAUUCACUAGAAUGGUUCAUUUCUUAGCCAAGAGGAACCUGCAGUUUGCAUCAUAAUCAUGCAAAGCCCAAAGUGCACCUGAGGUUUCCCCCUUGGUGUCAAAAAACUGUUUUUUCAUCUUAAUUUUAUUAAUGUAAAAAUAUAUAUACUCAGGUACAUAUUAUACAUUUCUUAAGCUUUUGUUAUUUGUUAAAUAAUAAAGUACAAAUUAUUGCAUCGUUA